Messenger RNA from Enterobius vermicularis (human pinworm), 2694 nucleotides. Lineage: Eukaryota; Metazoa; Nematoda; Chromadorea; Rhabditida; Oxyuridae. The record is from the annotation of a GenBank genome assembly.
AAAGUUGAUAAAUUUGUAAAUGUUCGAAAAGCUGAUGCAAAUUCAAUGCAGUUGACGAAUCCGACAUGGAUACAUCAUUCAGGUGGUGCUAUUUAUUCAAUAGACUUCCAUCCAAAUGGGACAAAACUUGCGACCUGUGGUCAAGGUAGCGAAGGAGGAUCUGGUUUAGUCAUCAUAUGGAAUGUAAAACCAAUCACAAAUGAGAGGAAGGCUCAAGACUCUUGUUGCCCAAGGAUGCUCUCACGUAUGCUUCACCAGGCAUGUGUAAAUUGCGUGAGAUGGUCUCCGGAUGGGAGCUUCCUUGCCUGUGGUGGAGAUGAACAUGCCCUCACUAUUUGGGAGUUUGGAGGAAGAAUUAAUAGUGCUGGAACAAUAGGAUCGAAGGACAGUAUAAAUGUUGAAAAGUACCGAGAAAAGUAUCGCUUACAUGGUCAUACAAUGGACAUUUUGCAUCUUGAAUGGUCAAAAGAUGGAAGGUUUUUGGCUUCUUGUGGAAUGGAUAAUACGACUGUUGUAUGGGAUGCUACCAAUUUUCCUCACAAAGUAACAAUACUGGACAAAAAUCGUGAUGGUCAUGAUGCGUCUGUUAAAGGCUUGAGCUGGGACCCGAUCGGAAAGUUCCUUGUUACUCAGGGUGCUGAUAAAACUUUGAGAAUAUGGAGGACUGACAACUGGCGUUGUGUUAAAAUAAUCAAAAAGCCUUUUCUAGAAAGUAGCCCUACUGCCAUGUUUUGUCGCAUGGACUGGUCUCCUGAUGGUGCGUAUCUUGUAGUUCCUAGUUCGAUGAACAAUGCUGGUCCUACUGCACACCUUAUACGACGGAAGGACUGGGAUAUUUCGUUGGAUCUAGUUGGCCACCGGAAGGCCACAACAGUUGUAAAAGCUUGCCCAAGAUUAAUAAAUUAUUGCAAUCACAAGGGUCUUCACUUGCAAGUCAGUUGCUUUGCUGUGGGAAGUCGUGAUAAAACUUUGAGUGUUUGGCUUAUACCGAGAGUGGAUCGUCCAUUGAUAGUUCUUCACAAACUUUUUAAACAUUCUAUUCUUGAUUUUUCUUGGCAAGUUCUUGUGCACGAUUUUCAUUUAAUUAUUUGCUCUAUGGAUGGGUCGGUAAAAUCUGUUGUUUUCAAUGAAAAUGAAGUUGGUCAUCUUUUGACUGCAAUAGAAAUGGGUGAAGUUUGUGAAAGACUAUAUAGUACAAUGCCGUCUCAGUACAAUAUUCACGGUGUAUUAAAUAGUAGUUCUGUAUUGAGUAAGCCGAACGGAAAUGUAUUCGUAGACGAUUAUGAAAAGAUUGUGGAGCAGAAUAAAGCAGAAAGAACCAAAGACCUUGUAGAGACGAAAAAGAAAGAGGAGCUUAUGCAGAGGGCAACUGUUGGCGUUAAAUGCGCCGCAGAAGAUUCCAUCCAGUCCAAAGAAAGCACAGUGCCACCUGAAAGUGCCAGUCAGAAACCCGAAAACAAACAGGAAAUCAUACAUCCAUCUCAGCAAACGGAAGUUCGUACCAAAAGCGGAAAGCGGAGGAUACAGCCUGUUUUUGUCGCAUCCCUUGUUUCUACUGAUCCUGAAGGUGCUGGGACCGAAGAUAUUACGGAUUCCAGCUUGCAAAACAAAAGGGUCGCAACAGAGGUGGAGAAGGUCACACAAGUUGUUGUAGAAAGUGAAGUACUGGCUGUUGAAAAAGAGGGCUGUUUGGUGGAAGAAUCGUUCCCCGUAAUUGAUGAAGAGCCUGCAGCAAAGCAGUAUAGACAGCUUCCCGUUUUGUCGGAGAAACCUCAACUUCGUCUGUUACCUGCUUUAAACCCUGUUUCUGCUGUUGUUAAAGAAAGUCGUGUGGUAAAUUUUGCUGUGGCGCACCAAAGGCGAGAGCUCGUUGUAAAAAUAAACGAACCUGUAAAGGACGUUGAUACGGUACAAGCAGUUAACGAAUUUGAAAUAUGUGCAAUAAAAAUGAGCGUUAUACGCGGUAGUCUUCGGCAAAUUGAGAAGUGGAGGACUUUGAUAGAUCCUGUUGUGGUUGUGCUUGCUGCGAACAACCGAUGGACAGCUGCAGCGUGCUAUGACCGAUCAGUCAUUGUUUUAUCGACUUCUUCGGGACGUAUGAUAUUUAGACCCUAUGUGGAUUCAGCCGCGUCAUCUUUAAUAUUAAAAGAAGAUUUCCUCUCGAUUUGUGAUCAGUUAUUAUCUCAUCAGUUAGCACCAAGAGGGAUCCCCGUUUUGACUCUCUCUUCAAACAAAACUUUUGCGUAUUCCUACAAAAUUGGUUGUUGGCAAAGGAUGAGUGAAGGGCUUCUGAACUGUGUCAGUUCCAUCAACCUGAGGGAGUACCCUGUUGGGAAAGAGGCGUUGAUGAACGAAAUUAGUGUUUCCAAUGCCAUGGUUUUUUCGUCGGCAAACGCUGCUGAAAAGAAUCUUAUGCUUCAAGGCUUUCUAGAGGAACGUCUCUGCGCAGCACGUGCGCUCGAUUUAUCAGAAGUAUUUAUGUUGUACCUCCCAUGCUAUAUAAAAGUUCUAGUAGACUCAGGUGAUGUCGAGAAGGUUAGAGAACUCGUUUCUUCUUUGUAUUGUGAAGAAAAAGUUUGUGGAAAGCUAGAUCGAGCAAGGGUCCUUAGCGAGAUCUAUUCUGGAGUUCGCGACGCUUCUGCUUUCGCGGAUAUUGCAUGCGAUUUAAAGCUAGUUACUUCAUUAUCUUCGUAG